This is a messenger RNA of Salvelinus fontinalis (brook trout), 9336 nucleotides long. RefSeq names its product regulator of G-protein signaling 12-like. Gene Ontology annotation, molecular function: protein binding; GTPase activator activity. The transcript is spliced from 18 exons. NCBI's taxonomy places the organism in Eukaryota, Metazoa, Chordata, Actinopteri, Salmoniformes, Salmonidae. Gene Ontology annotation, biological process: signal transduction. Bases 292 to 4458 code for a protein of 1388 amino acids. The record is from RefSeq and is a predicted model, not a curated record.
AGGACGCUUUGUAAUCCCCAACAAUGAAUGGAUGCGGGUGGAGUUUGUCAUCCGUGGUUUAUGGAAUACCAUAAUACUGGAGGGAAACUUUGGAAAAUAUAAUUUAUAUUACGGAAACUACGCACGUUUGGAUUUCUAACUAGUUUGGACUGUUGGGAGUAUGCAACCUUUAAACUGACUUCAUGAAGCUUUGAAACGUGUUUACACUUCAGUGUUGGCACUAAAGAGAUAUCACUCCAGAGUGACAUUCAGUUCCAACGCUCUGCAUCUGAAAAAACGGCCACAUUCAGGAUGAGGAUGCCGGGACAGGCUGAAGGGGCGCGGAGGCGUCUGGAUUUGACCUCUCCUCAUGAAGUCAGACGGGUUGAGGUUGUUCGAGGACGUGUAGGAUACGGGUUUACCUUAUCGGGACAAGGCCCGUGCCUCUUGAGUGGUAUAUUGGAGGGCAGCCCUGCAGACCAUGUGGGACUGAAGCAGGGGGAUCGUAUAGUGAGUGUCAACGGAACUGAUGUGGCAAAGGCAUCCCAUGAGGCUGUGGUGCAGUUGAUUGGCACCUGUAAAGGCCCCUUACGGUUGGUGGUGCUUGUCGGGAGUGGGCCCUCGGUGGACCUAUCCUCCAGCGACGAGGAGUUAAGGAUUUCUAGAACAGAGGGAAAGGGUCUUUUUCAGAACGGGGGAGUUUUUCGCACUGUUUCGGACCACUCUGGCAACUCGUCAUCUAACUCCGUAAAUGCCACCCCAGCUAAACAAAGACCUGUGUCAGAACCUGACAUGUCCCACUGGAUCCAGCCUUCGAACUCCAAAACCCAGCCUCUCUUCCUAUCUGAGGAGGAAACCGCCCGAGUGGCAGACGGCGACUCUGUUUUCAACGAGCAGGAGGAUGAUAUGAAUCGAGACUGGAGUAUUCUGAACACAGCCAUGGUGGUGGGCUACCUGGGCUCUACUGAACUGAUCUUGGCCUUGUCCAGACACGGCUCAGAGGACGACUGCCUACAGGUGAUCUGCGGGUGUAUCAGACAUAUGGGCACAGAGCAGGAGACCCACACGCUGGUGAUGAUGGAGAUCAUGUUCGACUGCGUCCGCCUCUGUGAUGACACAGGAGCCAUUCUGGCCGCCUUCCCCGCCGAGAACCUUGUCCUGGGCGUGGUGUGUUCCGAGGACAGGCGCUUUUUUUGUCUGGUCACCACUGCACACAUCUCUGGCGGCCACGUUGGCCAGAACGGUCCCCUGAGUACCUCCUGCCACGUCUUCUUCAUCGACCCCGAGCUGUGCCACCACAGUGACCACCUGGGCAUCACAGGGCGCUUCGGCUUCGACUGCACGCCCGACCCAGACACCCAGGGCUGCCUGGAGUUCCCCCUCACUCCCCCCUCCGUCCUCCAGUUUGUAUCUGUCUUAUACUGUGACAUGGGGGAGGCAGUGGAGAGGCUUAGAACCAGGCUGGACAGAGACUCAGCCCACCACCUCCACACGCAACAGAAUCGCAGCAGUACCGGUAAGAAUGGCAGCGCCAGCAGCAACGGAGACAGCGGGAUCGGAAACACCUCCCCCCCUGAGGAAAGAGCGGACAGGGAUUUCCCCACCGCCCGCGGAAACGACCCUGGGGGCCAGCUCCCCAGCUGUCCAUGGGAGGAUUACCCCCAGGCUGAAGGAGACCUCACCCAAAUAGUAGCUCAUCAAAAUGGCUGCCUAAAACUAAACGGCCAUCCUAAUCCAGGCAGCACAAAUUCCCUUUCCGAAUCUCUACCUGGCCCGGCGUCGUUAACCGGCCCAUCCGGUGGCCCUCCUCCCACGCUGGAGUUUCAGUUCAAGCCCCCGCCACCACCGUACCCUCUGGCUAAGAACCAGAAACAGAGCCUAACAGGAGGAGGCUCCUUCAGAAGCAGUCAGCGCUGGUUCUCUAUGAGUGUUAAGCAGAGAUGGCCUAAGGGCCGAGGUGGAGAGCCCGAGUCCCAGGCAACACCGGCCACUAACAGCUGGUCAGGACCAGCCAUGGUGGGUAGCACCAACGCUCUGCCACCCCCCAUGAGCCAGAUCCCACCAGACAGGUACCUGGCAGCAGAGACCAUGAUGCUGCUGCCCCAGAGGGAGGAGUGGGCCAAACGACUCUGGAGAGUAGAAUCUGGAGAGCUGCUGAAUGGAAAUCACAGGAAAGAUGCCAAUACCAAAGGCUCCAAGUUCUGGGGCAUUGGCGCCGGCCGCUCCUCUGGCCGUCGCUCCUUUGGACACUCCAAGAGGCUCAGCCUGGCACGAUCACUGGACGACCUGGAGUCGGCUGCUUCCUCAGAAGGUGACCAUGGUGGUGGUGUGCAGCUCCAGGGCUGCUGCAGCCAGAGCAGUCUGAACAGCAACGGCAGUCUGCCCGGCGCCGGCAGCCACAGGAGGCUGUCAGAGCGCCGGGUGGCCAGCUGGGCCGCCUGCUUCGAGCGCCUGCUCCAGGACCCCAUUGGCGUCCGCUACUUCUCAGAAUUCCUCAAGAAGGAAUUCAGUGAGGAGAAUAUCUUGUUCUGGCAGGGCUGUGAAUACUUCAGUCAUAUACCCGCAACGGACAAAAAGCAGCUAUCCCAGAGGGCAGGGGAGAUCUACAACAGCUUCCUGUCCAGUAAAGCCACUACUCCGGUCAACAUCGACAGUCAGGCCCAACUGGCCGACGACGUCCUCACCUCCCCAUGUCCAAACAUGUUCAAGGCUCAGCAGUUACAAAUCUUCAACCUGAUGAAGUUUGACAGCUACUCCAGGUUCCUCAAGUCUGGCCUGUAUCAGGAGUGCAUGCUGGCCGAGGUGGAGGGACGACCUUUACCUGACCCCUACCAGAUCCCCUGUAGCCCCGCCCCCUCCAAGCACAGCGCCAGCUCCUCUCUCUCCCUCUCCACGCCCAUAAAGGAGGCCAGGAAGCAGAGAUCAGGAAGGUCACUUAAUGAGGACCCCGGAGACGAGCAUGAUGAGCAUAAGAAACGGGGCACCUUCUUUUCUUGGUCCCGGAACCGGAGCUUCGGAAAGGGACCCAAGAAAAAGGACAUUGGAGAAAUCAACCUCGAUUCCUGGAGCAGCAACGGUCGGAGGGAAUCACAGGGCUCCUUGUCCUCAGGUGCCAGUCUGGAGCUGGCCACUUCCUGUUCAGCAGGCAAGAUGGAGGGGGACAACCGUCACUCAGUGCCGGUGUGGGACAGGUUGUCUUCCGCCAAGCACUGCAAUGUGACCUUGCCGGAUGGCUCGUGCUCCUCUGUGACUCUCCGGCCGGGAGCCACCAUCAGGGAGGUGCUCCGGGUCCUCUGUCAGAAACUCUGCAUCAAUAUGGUCGCCGUCGACCUCUUCCUGGUGGGAGGAGAGAAGCCUUUAGUGCUGGACCAAGAUUGCAUGACCCUCAGCUCACGGGAACUCAGAAUGGAAAAGCGCACCCUUUUCAGGCUGGACCUGGUACCCAUUAAUCGGUCCGUAGGCUUGAAGGCCAAACCCACCAAACCCGUCACCGAGGUCCUGCGCCCUGUCGUGGCGAAGUAUGGCCUCCACCUCAACGAUCUGGUGGCCAAAAUAAGUGGAGAAACGGAGCCUUUAGACCUAGGGGCGCCAAUAUCUAGCCUCGACGGCCUGCGCAUAGUGCUGGAAAGAGCGGAUCCCUCUGCUUCAGGGAAAGAUUCCAAGUCCAAGUCAGCCUCCUUGAAAGCCCAUCUGCCAUCUUUGACCAGCAGGAGUCUUUCAGCAACAGGAGAUGACAGGUCAUCAGGAAAGGCAAGCGGACCAGAGCCGUCGCUCCCUACGGAAAAGAGAAAACCGAAAAAGAUUAAUAUAGAUGAAGCUGAAGAAUUCUUCGAGCUCCUGAGCCGGGCACAGAGCAGCCGGAGAAAUGCCCAGAGAGGCCUCCUUAACAAAGAGGACCUGGAGUUACCUGACUUCCUGCGGUUAACCACCUGCUCCCCCUCCACUGCCUCCCUAGACGCGACUUGCUCCACCCCCACCUCCAUCAAACAGGGCCAGGGGGCAGGCAGGGUGAACGGGGUGGGCGGCACCCCCGCCCGCGGUCCCCUCAACGCCAGCCUGCGCUCCGAGAGCCUGGACUCCUCCCUCAGCAGCGCCAACGGACACUCCCACUCCGCUGCGGGGCGCAGGGCACUGCCCCUAGCCCGCCACCCCAUACCCACCUUCGGUGCCACCCUCUCCCCCAUUCCCCGCCUCUUGGACGCUAGAGGCCCAGGCCUCAGAACGCUGGAGGAAGACACCCAUGCUGACCUGACCCUGGUGGGAGAGGGGGACAUCAACAGCCCCAACAGCACCCUUCUGCCCCCCUCGCCGCUGCCGCUGUCCCACGAGGGUAGCCUGCCCGAGGCUAACUUCACCCCUCCUGCGCCCUGCGCCCAAACCUCCCAGGAUGGAUGUGGGAAUGGUCAGUCCAGCUCAGCGCAUCAGCCUGAUUCUGCCACAUUGGGAGCCAUGGUAACAGGUCCGCCUUGCAUCAGUUGACUGUGCUGCUGCAGAGAGAAACUGUUGCUAUUUUCUCUGUUUCUGUCGUUUUCUCUCGCUCUCACUCUCACUCACUGCCCGCUCCAAGCUAAACAGAAAGCCUGAAAAUGCAUAUAUCCCUGCCUGAAAAUGCAUAUAAUUUUUGUUCUUUAUUAUGCAUGCAGUAUUUAUGUUCUGUUCUUUACCUGUGCCUUGCGGAAUGUUCUUGCUUGCACGACAGUCAGUACGCAUCUGUAUGCACAACAGCCAGUACGCAUCUGUAUGCACGGAGGAAUGCGGCAUGCACACAAUUAGUGACAGUACAUCUGAAAGGUAACAUUUUUCUGUCACAUUAUGAUGGCCUGGAAUGAAUUACCUUUGACCUUUAAAAAAGACAAAUUGACAUAUCAUCAGAGAGAAAUAAUUGUAUGCAGUGCAUCAGGCAUAUUUCUGAGUAAACUCAAAUAAUUAGAUGUUGUAUCAUUAAUUUACAUAUAAAUGCAAUCAUCUCGCACUUCAGUCAAUCAAACAAUUGUCUUCUUAAUAAUCAGUGGGAUGAGUAGAAAUGAAAUCAUUCCUCUCUUAGUUUAUGUUAUGGCCACUGUCAAGACUACCAUUCUCUGCUGGAGAAGGUUAACAGACGCCAUAUAUUACAAACCAAAGGAUUCAUCUAACUAGGAGCCAAGGGUUUAUGUUUCCUGGGGUUUACUUAUACGAGUGGAACGGAGUUCACCUCUUAUAGCAGUGGAAUGAAGUUCACCUCCACUUUGGAUUAGAUGUUAAUUAACUAAUAUCUGUUCAAGUUUUGGACACUGCAUCUCAGUGCAAGCGGUGUCACUGCAGUACCUGGUUCAUAUCCAGGCUGCGUCACAUCUGGCCGUGAUUGGGGGUCCCAUAGGGCGGUGCACAAUUGGCCCAGCUUUGCCUGGGUAGUCCGUCAUUAUAAAUAAGAAUGUGUUCUUAACUGACUUGCCUAGUUAAAUAAAGGUUUAAAAAAAAUAGGAUGAAAAAGCUAGUGAUUUUCUCAUACAAACACAGAAACCCCAGCUGUAGCUCAAACAUAUGUCCCAGUUAAAGCAACCCUCUUCCAGCUGUUACCGACUACAGGUAGGCCCUAAUAUUUGUGUUUGUAAACUGAGGGGUUUUGGCAAAUGUAACUUAUGACAAUAAGGGUGGUUUUGGGUAGACUGGUCCCAGAUCUGUUGUCUCCUCCUAUAACCUGGUCCCAGAUCUGUUGUCUCCCUCUAUAACCUGAUCCCAGAUCUGUUUGUGCUCUUGCCAACUCCAUUCCUGUCAUUGUCCAGCCAAACAUGUUUGCAUGACAAUGAGUGUGACAGGGAGUUGGCAUGAUAGCAUCAACAGACUGGCACUCAGACAGAGAGAUUCUGGGGUCAGCUCCUAUAGGAUAUCCCAAUUCAAUCCCUGACUACAGCAUUAAUGUAAACUUAUGUUGAAAAACCAAACACAGGUCUGCUAGCGUCACCCCACCUAACAUUUGAAAUAACAAUCAAUUUGACCUCAUGAGUGUGUUCUGUUGAGAUACAUUUACCAUUGUAAUAUCUCAAAUAUACUGUAUAAUCUGAUGAUAUCUUAAUUAUGUGUUUCCUUUCCAUGUCAAAUCAAAUGAUGGUUGUGCAGCUGGUCAGAUAAACAUUUAUUGGUCAUUAUUUGUUUAAUUAAUUAUUUUAGCCACUAGAGGGCGACAGUAUACAGUAUAACUGUUCCUCCACCACCAGUUAAGGCAUUAAUAACCUCAUCUACCAUACUAGGGUGUUCGAGGAUGAGCUCAAAACUGCUCAGUUUUCUAGUCAUAGUAAAGAACCAAUGCAUAACAUUUGACGCCUUGGUUUGGUUAUCAUAUUUUUUACUGUAUUUAUCAUAGCAAGAGCAUUUUUUGAAAAGGACCUGUAAGUAAGCAUUUCACUGUUAGUCUACACCUGUUGUUUACGAAGCAUGUGACAAAUACAUUUCGAUUUGAUUUGUAUAGUGAUUGGUCCUGAUUCUAAGACUUUGUGAUAUCAUUGGCCUCUCACACAAACUUUGCAUAAAUGGGACUUAUGUGUCAUCGCCCAUAUCCAGAAUUUAGAACAGCUUUUAUACUUUCCAAUGCAAUCAACCACUUAGGCAAAGGGCUUAGCGUUCAACCCACUGCACCAUAACAACAAAAUGAAAAGGUGACAAUCGUAAUACCGCCAAAAAAAAAAAAUAGCUUAAAAUGAUUCCGAAUUCUGUGAACCCUGUGAGGAUUGUGUGCCUGAGGGACGUGGUGGCUCGAACCUUCUUUCAUCUCUCUUUAGAUUUCACCCGCUUCAUCCCGAAUGGCAACCUGUUCUCCAUAUAGUGCCCUGGUCAAAAGUAUUCCACUAUGUAGGGAACAUUGGGAAGCAGUCUGGCUGACACACCUGAAAGCUGGAUACAGCUGACCCUCAGUCUGUCUUAUCAUCAAUCUGGCAGUAACCAGGGGGCCUUGGGGCUGAUCUCAGCCAGUCUGAGCUGUGCGGCUGGUUCUGUUCCAAACUGGCCCUGGGGAGAGCUGGUCUGUCUGGGCAAGUCUGGUGCCCUAGGACAUUGACAUAAGACACCUGACAGACAGCCAUCAGGCUCGUGUUAACAGCAGUGCUAAGACAAGAAUUACACCUCUUAGCUCAACUCUUUAAUGAGAGCUAGACGUUUAUUCCAAACCACUUCAAUCGCUCAAUAUACUUCUCAUAAUUCCCACUGUAAUAAUUUGCUGUUGACUAUUAUUUGAAGUAGCUUCAUGAGACAAUUUUGAGCACAUGAACUUUUUACGUAGGCCUACGCUUGGCAAAGAGGUUGCUGUGUGUGUUCAGCUGUGAGAAUGGGAACGACGUGGAGGUUGUGUUUAUAAUACCGCAUCGAUUCUGUGAAUCAGAGGCGUAGGAGCUCAGAGGGUGUAUGUGUUGGAGUCACUUAGACCUCUUCUUUAAGGGCCACAGGAGGGACGAGGAGAAGUAUUACUCAUUGGAACUGUAAUAUCACAGUUACAGAUGUAGCAUCACCAUUUGUUUCACUACUGGAUUGGUUUCAUAAAUCAACUGUCUUCUCACUCCCGAACCCUCAUUUCCUGCUUUGUAGGAACAUUCUCAGCAACAAACGAGUGAUCAAAUUAAGAUCCUACAUCUGUAGCUUUGGACUCGACUCACACUCUCUCAGUAUCAUAGAGAAGUGUUACAGCGGAACUGAAUGAGUCGGCGCGCUCUAGAACCAAUUCUUCUAAUGUGAUGUCUCAUUACGUACACUGGCUUCAGUGCAGAUAUUCUUUCUCCAUCUGUGAUAGUCACUCUUGUCAACACUUGUCAAGAUAAAAAUACAGCUAAAAAAAACUCACUGAAAUGUGCCAUGGCCAUAGUGACACAGCUCCAUUCUGACUACAGACUUCAAUCUGGAUCCAAAAAUGCAUCUUUGAUAAAGUUCUGUAUUAUGUACCUCUGUUUGACAGUGUAUCAUCAUAGCAAUGCAACACUGCUCAGUUUUUGCACAAGUGCCACGUUUGGUUGACAUCCAACACGUGGAGACCAUAGUAGUGGAGCACGGUACACAGCGGACCUAAUGAAUAACCAGGAAGUUAAACAGUGUCCGUUUGUUCUUUUGAAUCUAAGCAGACAAGCUGAAAGGCACGCAUAGCCCUUGUUAUGGUUGAGAUGGUUUCAUGUUGUUAGAUCACAGGGCGCAAUGAUCUGAACUGGUCCUGGACCAGAAGCCAUCAAGACAAAAUACUCUGAGCCUGAUGCUUUGUCACCUACGGGUCACUGCUCUGAGAUCAGCUCAAUGGACAUACUGCAUUUCAAGGGUCAGAGGGUUUCUUAAAAGGUUGUGUCUGGAUUUUCUCCCAUCCCCCUUGGUUCCGCUGUUCACUCUUUUUGUCCUCUACCAUCAAAAAAGGGCGUAUGUCAAGACAACCCACUGCGGACAGAUGUCAAUUCAGCAUCUGUUCCACGUUGGUUCAAUGUUAUUUCAUUUAAAUGAAGUUGAUUCAACCAGUGUUUGCUCAGUUGAAAAGCGCUGGUGGCCCUAUGACUCUGUUUUACACUGAUUAUAACAUGGAUGAUCAGAUCCUCUGAAAGACUUCAUACCACAUGCACUGCAGUAAACCGUCCGUGAAUCAUUAGCAACAGUUUUGGGGAAGCUAUACUAACGCUACCCUUAAUGAAAACAUAUUUUACUUAACUGAAGUUACCUUGAAAAAGUAGUCCACUACAUCCAAAAUACUUUGUUCAAAAUUGUCCUUUGUAAAUCUGAAUUGUCAUCGACUACAAACUGCAAGAACAGUUUACUUUGGACUCAUAUGUUAACAGAAUGUAAUUUAGCCUAUUAAAGUCAAAAACAAUUUGUUUCAAGUGACAAUGUAUUAUUGUGUCAUCUAUGUAUCACCUAUGUAUUAUUUUCUUGGUAGUGUUAAGUUCAGUAGUUAGUUAAACCGCUACAUGGCAAAAAAGCUGUUAACUACUGAAAACACUACCAAGAUUGGAAUUUAGUUCAACUACCACCAAGCUACUGGAAAUUGUAGUUCAAUUACUAGUUGAACUACAUGUAGUUUACUACUCCCCAACACUGAUUAGCAAUUAUAUUAACCAAUUCAUGAUAGAUUGGAGGCCUCAAGGCUGUGGAGUAUUGGUACUUAUCCUCUUUGUUGACCACUGUGGCGAAUACUUCAGCUGGAACACAGUUGGAGAAUCUCAAUUGCAUACUCCUCGCAUCCUCUCUCCUCGCCGUCUUCUCAAAACCCAUUGGACGGGAAAGCCAGAGGUCCCACCCCUCUGACCUUCUCCCCCAAUGGGUUUUUGAGGAGUUGAGGAGAGAGGACUCUAGGAGAAUGCAAUUGAGAUUCUUCCAAUGGCACAUCCUUCUAUUAAUAAUUCUCCCAUCUCUCCCUUCCUU